AUGUGGCCGCUUCGAGUUUUAUGCUUGUGCCUGCUCGCUAUCGGCUCCAUUCAUGGUUUUGAGCUUUUUCAACCGUAUUGGGGUUACAAUCCGAGAACUCUCAUUCGUGGAAGCGAUCCAGAUUUCAAUCUAGAAAACAUUCGUCCAUUAUGGAAACGACAAAGUGCUGAACAAUCGAAGAGACGUGAACCGUUGUCCCGAAGUCGAUGUUUCUUCAACCCGAUCACUUGCUAG
Messenger RNA from Necator americanus (New World hookworm), 234 nucleotides. RefSeq lists its product as uncharacterized. The record is from RefSeq and is a predicted model, not a curated record. NCBI's taxonomy places the organism in Eukaryota, Metazoa, Nematoda, Chromadorea, Rhabditida, Ancylostomatidae. The coding region runs from base 1 to 234 and encodes 77 amino acids. The transcript is spliced from 3 exons.